Molecule: messenger RNA, 234 nt
Organism: Phyllostomus discolor (pale spear-nosed bat)
Lineage: Eukaryota; Metazoa; Chordata; Mammalia; Chiroptera; Phyllostomidae
Product: 40S ribosomal protein S27-like
Exons: 1
Biological process (GO): translation; ribosomal small subunit assembly
Cellular component (GO): cytosolic small ribosomal subunit; ribosome
Molecular function (GO): structural constituent of ribosome; RNA binding
Source: RefSeq, a predicted model, not a curated record
UUCCUGCUUCAUCUCUCUCCAGAAGAGAAGAGGAAACACAAGAAGCUCCUGGUGCAGAACCUCAAUUCCUACUUCACGGAUGUGAAAUGCCCAAGAUGCUAUAACAUCACCACUGUCUUUAGACAUGUACAAAUGAUAGUUUUGUGUGCUGGUGGUUCUACUGUCCUCUGUCAGCCUCCAGGAGGAAAAGCAAGGCUUACAGAAAGAUGCUCCUUCAGAAGGAAACAACACUGA